Zalophus californianus (California sea lion) is the source of this 2482-nucleotide messenger RNA. It is a transcript of the gene GBA1, whose product is annotated as glucosylceramidase beta. The transcript has 12 exons. Gene Ontology annotation, biological process: glucosylceramide catabolic process. Bases 351 to 1961 code for a protein of 536 amino acids. NCBI's taxonomy places the organism in Eukaryota, Metazoa, Chordata, Mammalia, Carnivora, Otariidae. Gene Ontology annotation, molecular function: glucosylceramidase activity. The record is from RefSeq and is a predicted model, not a curated record.
AAUAGAGGUGGGAUGAAAUAUAGCCUGUUGGAGGAACGUGGUUGGAGCAUAAGGUGCAAAUGGACAGUUGUCAUCCACACAAGCCUUCCAGAGUUUCACAGGAUGAAUAAUCGCCAACAGCCAGGAGGAAGCGAGCCGCCCUUUACAAGUAUGGUUGCAGUUGCCUCACUUCCUGUAUCAUGUGACUCGCCCAUAGUCGUCACAUGACCCACUCACUUCUUCGGCCGGAAUUAAACCUGCAGGGCUCAUUCCGUGUCUAAAGCUGCCGCCGGCACCUGCAUCCCUGCUUUGAUUUAGUGGAUCCUCUAUCCUCUUCCGAGGCUUGAACCCUGCAGUCCCCUCACCUGGUGAUGGAGCUUUCAAGUUCUCCCAGAGAGGAAUGUCCCCGGCCCCUGGGCAGGGUAGGCAUCAUGGCUGCUAGCCUCACGGGAUUUCUUCUGCUUCAGGCAAUAUCGUGGGCAUCAGGUGUCCGGCCCUGCAGCCCUAAAAGCUUUGGCUACAGCUCAGUGGUCUGUGUCUGCAAUGCCACGUACUGUGACUCUCUCGAGCCCCUGACCCUGCCUGCUCCCGGCACCUUCAGCCGGUACGAGAGCACGCGCAGCGGGCGCCGAAUGGAGCAGAGCCUGGGGACCAUCCGGGCCAACCGCACGGGCACAGGGCUGCUGCUGACCCUGCGGCCAGGCCAGACGUUCCAGAAAGUGAAGGGCUUUGGAGGGGCCAUGACAGAUGCAGCUGCUCUCAACAUCCUCGCCCUGUCACCCCCUACCCGGGAUUUGCUACUCAAGUCCUAUUUCUCUGAAGAAGGAAUCGAGUACAACAUCAUCCGGGUCCCCAUGGCCAGCUGUGACUUCUCCAUCCGCACCUACACGUAUGAUGACACUCCUGACGACUUCCAGCUACAUGGCUUCAGCCUCCCUGAGGAGGACGUCAAGCUCAAGAUACCCCUGAUUCACCAAGCCCUGAAGCUGGCCCGGCGCCCCGUGUCACUGUUCGCCAGUCCCUGGACGUCACCCACGUGGAUGAAGACCAACGGGGCCGUGAAUGGGAAGGGGUCACUCAAGGGUCGGCCCGGGGAUCUCUACCACCAGACCUGGGCCAGAUACUUUGUGAAGUUCCUGGAUGCCUAUGCAGAGCACAAGUUACGGUUCUGGGCAGUGACGGCGGAGAACGAGCCCUCUGCAGGGCUGCUCAGUGGGUACCCCUUCCAAUGCCUGGGCUUCACCCCCGAACACCAGCGAGACUUCAUCGCCCGGGACCUGGGUCCUGCCCUUGCCAACAGCACGCACCGCGACAUCCGUCUGCUCAUCCUGGAUGACCAACGCUUGCUGCUGCCUCACUGGGCCCAGGUGGUGCUGGCGGACCCGGAUGCAGCUAAGUACGUCCAUGGCAUUGCUGUACACUGGUACCUGGACUUUCUGGCUCCAGCCAAAGCCACCCUGGGGGAGACACACCGCCUGUUCCCCAACACCAUGCUCUUUGCCUCCGAAGCCUGUGUGGGCUCCAAGUUCUGGGAGCAGAGUGUGCGCCUAGGCUCCUGGGACCGAGGGGUGCAAUACAGCCACAGCGUCAUCACGAACCUCCUCUACCAUGUGGCCGGCUGGACCGACUGGAACCUCGCCCUGAACCUGGAAGGGGGGCCCAACUGGGUGCGCAACUUUGUGGACAGCCCCAUCAUUGUCGACAUCACCAAAGACACGUUUUACAAACAGCCCAUGUUCUAUCACCUCGGCCACUUCAGCAAGUUCAUUCCGGAGGGCUCCCAGAGAGUGGGGCUGCUGGCCAGCACGAAGAGCGGCUUGGACGCCGUGGCCCUGACACGUCCCGACGGCUCUGCGGUCGUGGUGGUGCUGAACCGCUCCCCCAAGGACGUGCCUCUCACCAUCGAGGACCCUGGCGUGGGCUUCGUGGAGACGCUGUCCCCGGGCUACUCCAUCCACACCUACCUGUGGCGCCGCCAAUGACGGCCUGGGCUCGGCGUGGGCAUUAAAGGGACAGAGUCGGCUCACAUGCUGUGUGUGGCUGAGGAGGCUCUAGGAGGGCCGGGGUGAGCAUAGGUGACGUAAGCCCGGGAGCAGUGGUUCGGGUGACUCACUCUCCCCCUGGCUGGUGCCGGGGGCUGGAGGCCCCUCGGGAGAGGACAGGGCAGCCCCAGCGGCCCCACCCCCGUGCUGUGUGCCGGCUCCGUGGAAACUGGGCUGGGGCCCAGGGUGAGCUCACUGUCUGGACAAACACAAGCUGGGGGUGGGGGGCGGCCGAGGAAAGGAGGACAUGAGGGAGGCUGGGCCCCACACGGCCCCCCGCACAGCGGCCAGGAAGGAUGGUGGCCCCUUAAGGAAGAGAGUGUCUGAUUCCAGUCAGCGUGGACAGGUUUAUUACGGGAAUGGCACCCCACUUCCAGCCGUACUGGCAAUGGGGAAACACGGGGGCCUCUGGAAUGUACGACAGUAGAAAAAUCAGUCCCGGGGGCGUGAGGACAAGUCAC